Etheostoma spectabile (orangethroat darter) is the source of this 1036-nucleotide messenger RNA. Its product is annotated as vascular cell adhesion protein 1. The record is from RefSeq and is a predicted model, not a curated record. Lineage: Eukaryota; Metazoa; Chordata; Actinopteri; Perciformes; Percidae.
AUGGAGGAGGGGAAGAGUAGACACGCCUCUAAUGGAAUCCGAUUCCCCCCGAGCCCCAGAAUUGAGAUCCCAGGUGAUCUGAAGGAGAAGGAGUCUGUCACUAUAAGCUGCUCAGCUCCCACUCCCUGUCCACACUCCCCUCCUAAACUCACCUGGAAUCUCCAACAAGACCCGCACAACAACAGAGAGGAGAACACAGAUCAGACCUUCACAACUAAAAUCCAGAAGACCAUCACUCUGUCAGACACACAUGAUGGACUCACCAUCAGCUGUUCUGCCACAUAUCCUGUGAAUGAAGGAAGAGUCAAGACAGCAGAGAGAAAGACUCUCAGUGUCUCAUAUGCUCCCAAGAACACCUCAGUGUCCAUCAGUCCAUCAGGUUUGGUGUCAGCAGGUAGCUGGGUGAACCUGACCUGCUCCAGCAGAGCCAAGCCCCCCCCCAGCUUCAGCUGGUUCAAGAACAGCAAAGAUGGAGCCCUACGUGUAGCUGAAGGAGACUUUUACAGCUUCAAUGUGACCAGUGUGACAGAUGGAGUUUAUUACUGUGUGGCCACAAAUGAUCUCGGUAAUCAGACGUCAGAUAAUCCAGAGUUUGGGGUUGAUGUCUACGUUACAGUGAAGAUCCUGGGAAUCAUAACACUCUACAGUACACUCAUCAUCUUUGAGUGCUGGUUGAGAUCCCGGUGCUGCAACAAACCAGUGAAGGACGCAGGAGAAGAAGACUACGUCAACAGAGUGAUUGAGAUUCAAGCAACAUGAAGAAGAAGAAGACAUGAUCACCAUGAAUGGAAUAGUUCUCUCUUUCUUAUCCUUCCCAUUCUUAAAUAUUAAAUGGCUUUACUUUGCUGAAUAUUGGUACGAUGAACAAAGGACGGGGUACAAAGAGGACAGAAGAUGACAUAAAUAUAACGUACUGUAGCUUCAUUUUUAAUUUGUGCAAGAUUGUGCUGAUUUAUGGCAUUAUUAUAGUUAUUUUUCUUUGCUUCAGUUUUAAUUGCUUGUACAAAUAUAUCAUUAAGACAACAGAACAGUUAAA